UUUUGUGAUGGUUUUAUGAUUCCGCUAAAUGUUACAGAUUGUCAAGAGAUUAUACCUAUAGAGGAUAGCAGUUUCAAAUAUAGGAUGUCGCAGCAGUUGGGCGAAUUCAAUUAUAUAUACGAAGAAGGAGAGAUAAUAGGCGAUGAGAUUGAUCACUAUGGUGGAGAGGGCAGUAUUGAAAUGGAGGAAGAUGAUUAUGAAUUGCUCACGAAGGUGACUGAUACGUCCUCUGCGCAAGCUAGGAAGGGGAAAGACAUUCAGGGUAUACCGUGGGAAAGAUUGAAUGUAACUCGGGAUAAGUAUAGAUUGACGAGGCUUGAACAGUAUAAAAAUUACGAGAACAUUCCUUUUUCUAGUAAAGUUGUAGAUAAGGAGUGUGAACAAAUGGAGAAGGGCGGAAACUACUAUGAAUUUUUUCUGAACACUAGAUUGGUUAAGCCUACAAUUCUUCAUUUUCAGCUAAGGAACUUGGUUUGGGCAACUUCAAAACAUGAUGUAUAUCUCAUGUCUAAUUAUUCCGUCAUGCACUGGUCAUCGUUAUCUUCCAAUUUGUCCGAGGUCAUCAAUUUUUCAGGACAUGUAGCUCCUUCUGAGAAAUAUGCAGGAAGUUUGUUAGAAGGAUUCACCCAAACUCAAAUUAGUACAUUAGCAGUCAAAGAUAAUUUUCUUGUUGCAGGGGGUUUCCAAGGAGAGCUUACAUGCAAAUGUUUGGAUAAACAAGGCAUUAGCUUUUGUGCGCGUACAACAUAUGAUGAUAAUGCAAUCACAAAUGCUAUUGAGAUUUAUGAAAGCUUGAGCGGUGGAGUUCAUUUCACGGCAUCCAAUAACGAUGGUGGGAUAAGAGAAUAUGACAUGGAGAGGUUUCAGCUUCUGAAUCAUUUCCGCUUCCCUUGGCCAGUGAAUCAUACAUCACUGAGCCCUAACGGUAGGUUAAUAGGAGUUGUUGGUGAUCACCGAGAUGGAUUGCUAGUUGAUGCACAGAAUGGAAAGACUGUAGCCACAAUCGAGGGUCACCUCGAUUUCUCAUUUGCAUCUGCAUGGCACCCAGAUGGACAUGUUUUUGCGACGGGUAAUCAGGAUAAAACUUGCAGAGUAUGGGAUAUCAGAAACCUGUCUACAUCCGUUGCAGUCCUAAAGGGAAACUUGGGUGCUGUGCGAUCCAUUCGCUUCUCAUCUGACGGACAGUUCAUGGCGGUGGCUGAACCUGCAGAUUUUGUUCACGUGUACAGUACUAAAGCAGACUACAAGAUGCGGCAAGAGAUUGAUUUCUUCGGUGAGAUAUCAGGAGUAUCGAUAAGCCCAGAUGACGAGUCGUUAUACGUAGGAAUUUGGGACCGGACAUAUGCAAGUUUGCUUCAAUAUAACAGAAAGCAUACAUAUGGAUAUCUUGAUUCAUACUUGUGAUUAUUUACAUCGAGCGUCGCAUUUCGUGCUGAUUUUUCUGAAUGCUCUCUUUUGAACUAUGAUUAGUCUGAGUUGAAAGCUAGAUGAUGUAGAAUAAGGUCAUAGUGUUUCAAGAACUUUGGUCCGAUCUUUGUACAGGCCAUGUAUUUACAAUUACUUGAAAUGGUAAGCCAUCUUUUCCAUCCAUAA
Messenger RNA from Mercurialis annua (annual mercury), 1593 nucleotides. RefSeq lists its product as uncharacterized. The transcript is spliced from 9 exons. The coding region runs from base 16 to 1404 and encodes 462 amino acids. The record is from RefSeq and is a predicted model, not a curated record. NCBI's taxonomy places the organism in Eukaryota, Viridiplantae, Streptophyta, Magnoliopsida, Malpighiales, Euphorbiaceae. Gene Ontology annotation, molecular function: protein binding.